UCCUUUGUGCCCCAUUAUGGGGCCAUGGCUGCUGCCCAUGCUGGGUGGACUUCAUCUGGGCCCCUUUUACCUGUAUAGCCACAGGUGGAUCUGUUGGUUUUGGCAGAUGUCUUUGCUCUGUGCCCUGGCUGACUCUGCACAACCAGGAAGUUUCUGAGCCAGCAGCUACCCACCCACCCACAGGCUCCUGUUCAAAGUUUAGAGCAGUUGGGGGAAGGCAGCUCACAGCUGGGAGAAAGUUUCCCUGCAGAGAAGGAAGCCCCUGUCCCCCUUCCAGGAGGCAGGACAGCUUGGGACUGCAGGAGACUUUGAGCCAGGGACUUGCUUCUCCUUGUGUGGUUUUAUUGCCCCACCCUCCCUUCCACCUGGCCGCAUGGCUCCCUCUUCAGCAGAGAGACCAGAGUAUUCGAAAGUCACUUUCAGCUCUUGCCUGCUGCAAUGGAGUUUAGCAUCCAUUGUCCCUGUCCUGCUCACAGUUCUCCUGCUCCUUCUCUGCAUCCCCUUUAAAAGGAAAAAACAAAGUUUUUCCACCAGACCCCUUGGGAGACACGUUGACUCCUCCAAGCUCAUCAGAAUGACUCGGCUAGGAGACCGAUCAGCCAGCAGUCCUGCAGGGAAACAACCAAAGGCUGGAACAACUGUGCAGGAAGGCGGCUCUUUGCCCAGCGACCCGGGAGCACCAGCCCAAAGGCAGACAAAUGGCUUCACUGGAAAUGCCCAUCCUCAGCCAGGAGGCUCCAGCUGCACAAAGGAUUUGGACUCCUCUCCAGCAAACCAUCGAGGGGAGAGGGAAUCCAGAGCAUCGGCCGCAGGUGUCUUGGGAAGUAGCUCCCCAGUGGCAUCUCAGGAAAAUUCAACUGCCAUAGAGUCUUUGCAGCUCCGGGAGCUCCCAGCGACUCCAGGGGAUAUGCAAGUAACGACUGCAGAGCAGCUUAGUUCCAGUCAGGACGCAUAUGGUCCAAUCUACGAAAGCAUCAGGUAUAAAGGAAUCACGUGCUCCCGAGGGAGUUUGUACGAACUAAGUGCUGGCACUGCAGAAGGCCCUAAUAUGAACUCAGGCCAUGCUACUGCAGGGGGUGAGGAGAGUGAGCCAGGGGAAACACUGCCACGAUGCAAUAGCAAACAGGAGCAGCUGGUGGCUGAUGAUUCCAGGGGGGACCCCGGGAAGUCACCUCAGGAGUGGCAGGAACUCGCCUUGGAGGAGGAUGCUGUGAACGAGUCCUUGACUGAAAGGGAGAAGCAGCUCAGGGCGAUGUACGCGCGAGUGUGUAAGAAAUCCAAGUCCCUCGGGCUCUCACAGCCUGCAAGCCCAGAUGCUUCCACAGAGCCGGAAGAGGAGGAGCCUCCGCCCCUACCAGAAAAGCACUUGGAUGUGAUCUAUGAAAUCCUGGGGAGCCUGGGGUCUGAGACACAGGACAGUGAGGUGCCCACCGUCUUAGCCCAGCCAGAAGAAUGAGGAGCCCCAACUUCAGGGGAAGGCUAUAUCAAGUACAGAGAGAACUCCAAUCCUGACUAGCCCUGCCAGGAGAGGCAGACGUUUGCUGACCUUUCAUGGAGGGACGCUGUGAAGCCAUGCCUGACACAAGCAUCCCCAGCUCCUGCCCCUACCCUAUUAACAGUAUUACCCGGAUACACCAAGGACCUCCGUAGAGAUCACAGUUAGGAACGUCCCGCUGCCGCUGAUGUCACAGUGUCGACAGCUCCAUCAAAGGUGCUGGAACAGCAUGUCUUACCCGCAACAGCUGUUGAAGAAACUGAUACCAAUCAUGUCUGAGCAUGGAGCGCGACAUGACAGGCUCUGAGCGUUACAGGGAGACUAAGGGAGUGAUGGAUCUCCACCAGUAUCCUCCUGAGACCUGUGCACUGGGACGUGAUGUCUGCCCUUUUGGAGACACUGUUGUACCGCAAGUGCCAGAACCCUCCCUCUCACCCAGCUGAACCCUCCCUAUCACCCAGCUGUUACUACGGGGUUUGAAAGCCAGCGCUGUACAACAGCGUGGUACGAUAGCUGUGCGCUCAGCUGUGAUGAAGUCUUUGGCUAGUAACUGAAUGCCCUUGAGGAGGUAUUCCCUGGCUGGGUGCAACAAGGUUUCAGAAAUGAAGAGCAUGUCUUGGAAGUCCCAAGGGGAAAGCAGAACGAGCAGGGUGAUUACAGUACAUUAUGCAGGCAGGAGCAAAUCAGUAUAGGUCACCAUGUCCCACAGGGCUGCUAAGUGGUGGCUUUUGGAAACUCAUGUCUAAUUCUAUGGGAGCCCAGAUCAAAUAGUAACUUAUCAAAUUUCUCUUUCUCCAGCACUUGGUCUGGGAAUUAAUAGCCCUGCUGUGAUCUAAACUUUAGGGCCUUCUGAUAGUAAUCUGUAGCCUUAUCUCGAUUUCCCCCUCAAUCUGCUCUCUGAUACUGGCAUAAAUCCACUGACUUCAGUAGUGUUACUGCUGAAUUACACUAGCAUAAGUGGGAGGAGAAUUGGGCCCAGUACUUUACCUGGGCUAAAAUCUACUGUCAGCAUGUCCCAGCCUGGCUUACCCAUUACACUAAGGGGGUACACAGCAUGUCAUGACUACAGAAGCUGAUGCAUUGUGACUGUUAGUGUGAUCACAGUAACUUUGUCAGUGUGCCAACGGGACAUUGUUCAGAGCUGCAUCUGAUAGUGUUUGGUGCAAGGGGAAGGGCCGUCCCUUCUCCGUUAUCAACCCGGUUAUUCAGAGUUAAGACAAACAAAUAUCUGAGCCAACCCUCCAAAAAGCAUUUAGCGGGAAAUGGCUGGGGGUUGUGCCAGGGAAUUCUGUCCUCCCCCCAUCAGCUGUCCUGAAAAUAAAAUCAAAGGAGAUGAGUGUGUUCAUCUUGUAAGGAGGCAUCAAGAUCAAGAACCACCUGAAGUCUGUCUCCCACCCACAAGAACUGGCAAAUAACGUUUUACAGGGAAUCUUAAAGCUUGGCUACCUAGCAAAGAGCUCACUCAACAAGCUCUUAAUCAAAAAUUUCCACCAUUCUGCUCUGCCUGGGGCUAUGAAAAUCAACAGGGUAAGAAACCAUUCUCACUGUGAAAUGUGUAUAUUUUUUCACUUUGUAUUAAGGUUCUGUUUGUAAGGAGUUUUUAAAUGGUUAAUCAGUGAUUAAUAAAUGGUUUAUAGAUUGUUACAGAUCUAUCACAGUGAGAGGUUGCUUAUAACCAGUGGCUUAUAACUAUCCAUAACACCUACUGUUACCUUGUAAC
Messenger RNA from Chelonia mydas (Green sea turtle), 3215 nucleotides. RefSeq lists its product as uncharacterized. The record is from RefSeq and is a predicted model, not a curated record. The transcript has 6 exons. NCBI's taxonomy places the organism in Eukaryota, Metazoa, Chordata, Testudines, Cheloniidae. The coding region runs from base 374 to 1456 and encodes 360 amino acids.